AUAUAUCUAUCCAACGUGACCCGUCGGUUCGUAGGAAGCGAGAAAUUACGAACUGGUAUCCAACAUGGCGAAAGCAGUGCAGAAGAUCGUUGGUUUGGGCCAAAGAUUGGGAACUUCGGUGGUCACACAGGGACCCAAAGUUGCUGGAAAUGCAGUGCAGUGGACUCGGCCCAGACUAUCCAAGUUCUGGUACUACGCCCGUGUGGAGUUAGUCCCCCCAAUGCCGUCCGAGAUCCCCGCUAUUCAGAAGGGCUUCGGGGAGGUUGUAGCCAGUGCACGCUCAGGGAAAUGGAUGAACAUGACUACCAGGGAGGCUUUCCGCAACACUUUGGUCUGCAUGGAGGUUGCUUUCUGGUUCUUCGUGGGCGAGCAGAUCGGUCGGAGGAGUAUCAUUGGCUAUAACGUCAAGUCUGAUCAUCCAGAACCCAAAUACAUUUAACGACAGCUUCAACCUCGGAGUUCUAGCCAAACUUGUGUAGUAUUGCCCAGCACCCUCCAGAUUUACCCAUCCCGAACCCAACAGAAUCCCCCAAAAUCUUACAGCUGACUGAGUUAUGUUGGGUCUCUUGUGGCAUUGCUGAGAUUAUUAUGCAGGUUACUCCCUUACCUCACAUGAUCCAAAAAAAUCCAACUGCUUAUGCAAUCUUUGUAUGAUAUUGUGUGGUUAUGUUUAACAAAACCUGCAGAUUCCUGAACCGCUACCGCACAAUCCAACACGAUCCAACAAUGGACAAGGUUUUGCUUGAUCUUGGGCAAAGCAAAGUCAACUUCUUGACCCCCUACACCCACAGAAUCCAACAAACUUAAAAAUUGAGGGUUCCUUAGAUUUGAUCUCAAAUUAACCAGCAAAGUCCGUUGGUUUCAGGACCUAAAUCCCACAAAGUUGAAUAUGGUCAACAGCUGACAAAUUCCUGUUUGAUCAUGACAGUGUCAGUUGGUAUUCAGACAGAUGUACAAUGUAUGAAUGCUUUCACUAUCAGCAAUGUUUCCUGGAGUUUGUUUUACAAACCACAUUAAAAUAAUAAACUGGUAUUUGAUUUUAUCCUUGCUCUGUUGGACAAUUCACAAGUCGUGUCGCGACUUAGGUUUAAAGAUGCAUGAGUUUCAUAUUUAAGAUUGAUUUGAACUGAUUGAGGUAUUUUAACGAAUGAAGUGAUUGUUUUGUUUCAGGACAAGUACAUGUUCAUGUAAUGUAGGCAUUGAGUUCAGUAGGUACAAUGUACAUGUACACCAAUGAAAGUAUUUGGCUUUUGGGACAUGCAUUUCCUAAAUUGUCAUUUUUGUAAGACACACUGCCUCUUGCAACAGAUCAGCAAGCCUGCAAAUUCUAACGACUCUCACUAUUAGCACCAUCUGUAGUUCUUGCACAACCGGCCUAUGGGAAAGAAACUCUUGUUGAUCUCUUUUAUAUUUCUUGUCUCAUAUUCUUUGGUUUACACAUGAGGAAAUAUUCCGGAGGAAGUAUUCCGAAGGGUUUAUUCCUAACCUUUGUUCUCAAUUGUACCUUGAUGAUUUUCCAUCAUGAAUCCUCCAUCACGACCUGAGCUCCAUCCAGUGUGGAUGGGACUGCAGUGUAGUCCUGUUUGACCUCCAUUGACCUCCUGCAAGGCAACUGGAUAAUACUUUACCUGCACAUGUACAUGUAUUUUCCUGAAUAGAUAUACUUUAUUACUGAACACUUUGUGUUGUGUUCUUUAGCAUUGUCAAUUCAGUUUGUUAAUAAACCAUUGUUGUUUACAGAAUUGUAAAAGAAAGUGUUAA
This is a messenger RNA of Patiria miniata (bat star), 1761 nucleotides long. Its product is annotated as ATP synthase subunit g, mitochondrial-like. The coding region runs from base 65 to 439 and encodes 124 amino acids. The transcript has 3 exons. Gene Ontology annotation, biological process: proton motive force-driven ATP synthesis. Gene Ontology annotation, molecular function: proton transmembrane transporter activity. Lineage: Eukaryota; Metazoa; Echinodermata; Asteroidea; Valvatida; Asterinidae. The record is from RefSeq and is a predicted model, not a curated record.